UCGUGUAACCUAGUAGACGUUUAUUGAGGUGUUUGCUGCCUAACAUUUUCAGAUCAGUGAUAUUUAUUGUACCCAAAGAAUAAAUGCUCCUUAAAAAUUUCCGCCUCCCGCCAUUCAAUUUAGCGUUGAGCGUUUUACGCUCUGUGAGUUCAUGUGUUUUCGACUCAAUGUAAUACCAUUGCUUCAACCCCUCUAAGAAGUAAUUGGACCGGUAACGUGGUACGCAUGCGCCGAAGAUCUUCUAUUCAUAGUACCCAUUUUGGUCACAUGUGAGUAUUUGGAAGAAGCUUAAUAUUUUAAUAAAUAGUGAGAUAUUAGUGGUUUUAUCAGAGAUUUUGGAACGUUUUAUCGCGUGAUUACUUUGAAGUGUCCUCAUAAUCGAAGAGCAAGUUCUAAGAUAUAAUCAUCAUGGCAGAUAUUGAGGACACCCAUUUUGAAACUGGAGACUCAGGUGCAUCCGUUACUUACCCCAUGCAGUGUUCUGCUCUUCGCAAAAAUGGGUUUGUCAUGCUCAAGUCACGCCCGUGCAAAAUCGUUGAAAUGUCAACCUCCAAGACUGGUAAGCACGGCCAUGCCAAAGUGCAUCUUGUGGGUAUAGAUAUUUUUAAUUCAAAGAAAUAUGAAGAUAUAUGUCCAUCAACCCACAAUAUGGAUGUGCCUUUUGUAAAGCGUGAAGAUUACCAGCUGACUGACAUCUCUGACGAUGGUUAUCUUUGUCUCAUGGCUGAUAAUGGAGACCUGCGUGAAGACCUUAAGGUACCUGAUGGAGAACUUGGUGCACAGCUGAGGGCUGAUUUUGAAGCUGGUAAAGAGCUGCUGUGCACCGUUUUGAAGUCCUGCGGCGAAGAAUGCGUUAUUGCCAUCAAAACUAAUACAGCUCUGGACAAAUAAUUUAUGCAAGCUGUCAGGGAAAAAAUAAUAAUAAUAUUAAAAAAGAAAUUACAUGAAAGAAGCAACGGUUGAUGCUAUGUGUACUACCAGGGCAAUUGAUGGGUGAGGUUUUUGUCACUGUUCCAUUUGCUAAACCAGUUCCAAAAUUUAAUAUAUAUUGUACCAUAGCUAUAAGAAAAACCAGACCAUCGUGGUAUUUCUGAAAUGCUUGUUUGAUUUCUUUAAAAUCCCACAUAUGUAUUAUAAUAAACUACUGAAUGAUUUGAAACAGUUACGUAUGAUAGUUUUGCUCUCCCCCUCCCCCAAAUGAGGAUGUGUUUGCACAUAAGGAGGUCAUGAAAAUAAUAAAAGGCUUGUGGAGCACGUUGUUUUCGUUGUUGGCCAUCCCUGCUUCCCAGCACAAUGUGCAUAUAGUGCUGUGUUGCUGCAGCUGUGACAUUAUACCCUGCCUGCCUCACCUGAAACCCUUGCCAGAAACAAAUCACUUUCUGUGGCCCCAUGUAUUGGAAAGAAUACAUUCUCAAAUGCUAUUAAUGUGUAUGUAUUUAACUCUGGGAUCUUGGUGAAGGAAGGAUUUUUCUCUUUGCAGUCUUUUUGUGGCAUCUUUUCUUUUUUUUAAGUCUUCAUAAUGCCAAUAUGCUUUUGCAGUACAAAUUGGUGUAAAAUUUCCCUCAAUUGCACCUGUAGGUUAUACAUGUACGGGGAUAAUCUUUGUUUGCAGUGUGGCUCAAUGUAAAAUCAGUGGUUCAGGAGAAAUGCAAGGGAACAUUUUGUUUGUUUAUGAAAUGUGAUAUGCAAUAUUAUGUACGUUCAUUUGUCCAACAAUUUUGUUUUGUGAAGUGGUUUAUUUGUAUUCUGUGAUUGAAAUUACCCUGAUAUGAAGUGGUUAGUAUAAUUACGACUAAUGCGUACUGGUAGGUAUUAACAUUAUUUGAAGAUACUUCUGCUUCAUCAUAUUGAUUGUUUUAAAAAUCUAUGCUGAAGAAAAGUGAGGGUUUAAGAAUAAAAAGUUAAUUUCCAAGAAAUAAGUGACUUCAUGAUUUCAUACUACUGUGCAAUACUGUGACCCCAUUGCUACAAAGGGUUGUAUUGGCUUUAAUAUGUUCAGUUUUAAAUCAGUUAUUUUUAAAGUUCGUUAGUAAACAAAUUGGAGCUUUCACAACUGUUGGGAAAUUUUAACAACUCAACUGAUGUUUCAAACGAGUUGAGUAUGGGCUUUGGUUAAUGGUGUUAAGUAGUGAUGGAAGCCAUCUGCCAGGCAUGCAACAAAGCUUGAAUCAUUUAUCUGGUCUUCAACUUAAAAUUAGAUUAGCUAGCCAUUUUACAUAUUUAUCAUUUCCCUUUUGUUAUUUAUAUAUUGUAAUUUUUCAUUGUGUAUUUACCGUGUAUAUUAGUCACUCCUUAAGCUAAAUUAAAAUUAAUAUGGAAGAUUUUUGACUUUCUUAUGAUUACAUUUUUGACAUAGUAUAUGCAGGUUAUGUAUUUCCAGGCAGGCAAUACCAUAAUGAAAUGGUUAAUACUUUGUAUUUUAUAGUUUGUAUAAGUCUUGCAUCUUUAAACAUUGCAUAAGGAGCGUAAUGAUGUAAAACCAGUUAAGACGAUACUUUUCAUGGUUUCAACCAGUCGUUGAGCUCUGUAUAAAAAAAAAUCAGGCUUUGUGGUGGAGAAAGAAUUGUGAAACUCAAUAACUUUUUAUGUAGAACCCAGUUCUUAUUCUUUUCAGAAUCAGAGUUUAUAUCAGGGUUUGCAUAACAUUGCAAUUAAAAUAGUGAAAUUCCCAUUUAAUCCUUGUAAGAUAAUAAGGAUAGGGAAACUUAGCCCUUUCAUGUUUAUACAUUGUGUUUUAAUUUGUAGUUGAAUGUGUGUCAUCUGAUUACCACCUAGUGAUGGUCUACGUUGGCUGAGUGCUACCGAUUAAUCUACAUAUAAGAUAAAAUUAGUCCCCUAAGAACAAUAAAAGUAACUCAUGUAGGUUGUAAGAGGUGCUGAAAACUAUAUUUGUUUAUGUGUACAUAUGCUGUAUAUAAUUUUGAAAGGUUGUGGUUGUUGCAAAGAAUUUCAUAAAGGUUUGGCAAACUGUCAUCAGUAAACAUGACAUUUUGUUGGGUUUUUUUUGACCAAAAGUGGCACAGUAGAUUUGACUUUUUUUUGCUGGGUUUGUGGAUGCCUGUUGAGCUUCGAAUUGUCUUUCAGAAAAAACUACCAUUGAAUUUCUUCCAAGACCAUAUUAUUCAUGCAAAAUAUAUGUUCCACAGCAUGUCGAACCACAUCCACUAACAGUUGUAGCUAUUAUCACUUAUGAGGGGCAGUCAAGAAGUUCCCAGAAUUGUGGUAUAGCACUAAUGGUUGGACAUAUGGCAACACUUAACUAAUCACCUUCAAAGUAGGACCUUUGCGCACACACACACUUGCUCCAUCGAUCCUGCCAUUAUUGGAAGCACCGGCGGAAGGCUUCGUUUGGAAUCUUCCGGAGUUCGGCCGUCGCAUUCGAUUUGAUGUCCUCCAUGGUUGCGAAACGCGCCCCCUUGAGGCCCAUUUUCAGAGUAGGGAACAGCCAGAAGUGACUCAGGGCGAGAUCCAGAGAUUAUGGUGGUUGGGUGAUGAUGGGAAUGCUUUUCUCGGCGAGGAAUUGCUGCACAACCAGCGAUGUGUCGGGAACUUCUUGACUGCCCUACGUAUGCUGUUCAACAUUAUUGCAACCACAUUCAUUUGUUUGCAUAUCCCUAACUGAAUGCAUAUUUGUAUAAGCAUGAACCAUUUCAAUGGCAUAGCAUCCAAUGCAAGUCUUACUACACUUGUGUCAGUAUGAUCUGGUAGCACUCAGUUGACGGUAGGCUGUUGCUAACUGGCAGCUUGAAGUGACAGAAACAUUGAACUGUGCAAGAAAAUAUGCUAUGGGUGGAGGAAUUCCAGCAGUGUGGUGAUUUGUUUCACGCAAUGCCUCGCUAAGAAAAAUUAAUAAAUGUACAGAAUUAACUACGACAUGAAUUUCAAAGCCAAUAUUUACAUUUUUUUCACACACAUUCAAAGAUGAAAUUGUUCUUUGAUAAAAAAAAUUACAGCAAUUUGUUGAAAAUCGAAAUACAACUGCUAAAAUUUUAUUUACUCUGAAAGGGUUAGGUGGAGGAAGAUAAUUUACAAAUAAUUUGGCUAUGGUCAUAGAAUUUUGGCAUGAUAAGAGGAAGACCUGAAAUACAGGGUUGUUAAAUGGGGAUUCUACUGUGUUUGAAUUUUGGUAUCACAAGUCUUUGUUUUAAUCUCAUUCGGCCUAAUAACAACAACUUCAUUCGAAGUUACUACACUGUGAUGCAGGUGUAUGAAGUAUUGAUACUAAAGCUUUGGUGUUUUAGUAAUUUCAGAUGUGUUGAAAGUUUAUUUUUUAUUAAGAACAAUUGUUCUUGCUCAUCACAUUUUCCCAGCAGUCAUAUCUGAAUUUUGUAUUUGUCUUUUGUAUUUAUUUUCAUUAUAAUUGUACCUUCGGGUGCUAGGAGCCCUGAACACUGUCAUUUCCAGCAGUGUCCAUUGACUAUACAGUAGCUUCAUUCUCCAGCCCAAGGCAGUCUCUGUUUACCUUGUACCAUGUGUAUUAACAAUUAUUAAUUGAUGGAUUUAAAGUUCAUAGUUCCAUGUGAUAAUCUGGCCAGUAUUUGGAUCAGAAAUAUAGGCUUACAUAAGCUAAUCUAAACAGGACGGUGUAUUUUUCUUCAUGCCAGAUGGAAUGGGUAUGCUGCCGUGACAAAUACCAGUCUUAUUUGUGAAAAGAGUGUACCACAUAAAGGUAACAUUGGCAUUUGGAGGUCUGUGACCAUUUUAAAUUAAGGCAGGCUCUUGUAAAAAUGGUUAUGAACCUAAAUGUUCCGCAAAAGGCAUGGAAUUUCUUGACUGGCAGAAUGAUGGCUACAUAAUUUUUCAAGUAAGACUGUCUAGUGAAGUUAGUGUAACCAGCACUUGUGUUCACACCUCACAAAUUAAAUGUCGUAUUUGUAUUGAUUACAGGGUGUUGAUAAUAGUAAGAUGGAGUAAUCUAAAAAAUACAGUGUUUCAUUUCACCUUGUAAUAUUGAUGUCUGAGAAUGAAUGGACAAAUGUUUUAGUUGUCGAUUAGUUUUGAACGAGGAACUGGUUUCUUUUUUAUCUUAAAAAUAACAAUCGUUUGGACUUGUUUUUUUUUUUUUUUACACUUUGAGCAAUAUCAAUUCAUCCGAUAGAUGAAGGUGUUCCUGAAAAUGACUACAGUACAUCUGUGAAGGAGGUUGUAGGUUGGCAAGUGCAUCACUUAACCCUUAUACUGCAGUGUUUAACUUUUGUCGAAUGCCUACAUUACCUUAUACUGUGAAGUGUGACUUCAGUCAAUAUAAAUAAUCUUAUACUUUAGUAGCAGCAUUCAAUUUACUGUCUGAACUGCAAAAAAGAAAAAAAGAAUUCUUGUUAUUCUUUAUAGUGUGAAGAGUUUAAAAUUGUAUGUAAAUGCUACAGGUCUGCCAUACUGUAGAAAGCUUUUAAGUGGUUAUAAAUUGUAAAAAAAUUCAUGAUUAUCUGGUUUGUAGGUAAGUUUUGUGAUUUUUCUCCACAUACAAAGUAACCUGAUCCUCAUAAGUAGUACAAAUUUUUAUUUUAAAAUUACAUUCUUCUACCAAAGCAACAAAAAAAAAUAAUGUGCAGCGUAAGGGUUAAUACACAAUUUAGUCUUGGUUAUGUAGCAUACGUUGGUUUAUUAAUAUCUGACUUUGGAUAAUUACUCUGCCAACUUGGCCAUUAGUUUCUUCUACUUCUGUAAAUGGUUUACCACAAGGAUGUUGAUAUUUGGUUUGAAGCUGCUAGAUAUGCUUUAUACUGAAGAUGGCUGUCUUCUGGGUUGUAAUGCUGUAUAGUCUGGUAGAUGAUCACACUGAUGAUGGAGGCAGCAAGGACUUCUGAACAGGGAUUUGUUGUGAUGAAAAUUAAAAUUGAUUGUGUGUGUGAGAUGAAUAAUUUUGGAGUGUUCUUGCUUGCCUCCGAUUGACUAGCCUAGAUAGUUGUGUGUUCCUUGAUGGAUUUGAAGAUUUAAAAAUUGUUAAUGAUUCCUGUUUUACAAUUAUGUAUGAUUUGUAUUUUGAAUAUCUGUAGUUCCUUUUUCAAUAGCUUGAAAACUACUGAUUUUGAAGGACUUUUGCUUUAUGUGAGAAAGUCCUCAUAUUUUUUAAAAAAAUUGCCGUGGUAGAAAAGUUGGUAGACGUUACAUCAGUGUUCUUCAAUACAGUUUUGUCCAUAUUGAAGAUGCAAGAAGAAAUGAUGCUAGUUUAUAAGAAAAUGAAAACUGCUCAGAGUUAAUCAUUAAAUCAUCAUAGCACUUCUGCUGACUGUUGAAUAAGGACUGGGGAAAAUAAAUCAUUUGUAUCCUUUG
Messenger RNA from Zootermopsis nevadensis, 6273 nucleotides. It is a transcript of the gene eEF5, whose product is annotated as eukaryotic translation elongation factor 5. Gene Ontology annotation, biological process: positive regulation of translational elongation; positive regulation of translational termination. Lineage: Eukaryota; Metazoa; Arthropoda; Insecta; Blattodea; Termopsidae. The record is from RefSeq and is a predicted model, not a curated record. Gene Ontology annotation, molecular function: ribosome binding; translation elongation factor activity; RNA binding.